Messenger RNA from Aspergillus ruber CBS 135680, 1369 nucleotides. RefSeq lists its product as uncharacterized. The coding region runs from base 95 to 994 and encodes 299 amino acids. The transcript has 5 exons. The record is from RefSeq and is a predicted model, not a curated record. NCBI's taxonomy places the organism in Eukaryota, Fungi, Ascomycota, Eurotiomycetes, Eurotiales, Aspergillaceae.
GGCUCUAAUGCCGUUUAUAAGAGGACGCGGUGUAAUUGAAACAAAUCUCGCAUUCAACUAGAAGUUUGAAAGCAUAAUCAGAGAAUCCACAAACAUGCAACCCUUAACCAAAUCCCCCCGUGGCCGUCGCAGCCCCCCCGGCGACGACAUCGAGAAACAAAUGAUACAAGCACAAGCCGUCCCAGUACCCCAACGACCCCCCGAAGACCAACCCGCCGGCUACCCCCGACUCUCAGCACACAUCGCAGCCGACGACACCCAUCAAAUCUACCGCCGUUUCUCAACCCUCCGCACAAGAAUACUACUCUCCAAACAAGAUUCGCUAUCCGUCCUUGAGAAUAAACUUGAUAAGAUUGACCGGGCAGAGAAGUGUAAGGUGUUUUUGGAAAAUAGACGGAGAGAUCGGAAUCAGGAGAGGCAGAAUGUACUGUUGCAGAUUGAGGGGGAGUUGGCUGGAUAUGAUGAGCUUGUUGAGAGAAGUGCGCGGGUUGCGAGUUAUACGCAGGCUCGGAAAAGAGAUGUUGAAAGAUUGAAGAAAUGGGUUGAUGAGAAUGGUUGUAUAGCAAAAGAAGAGAGUCGGUAUCUUGGUCAAGGGAAGGAUUUGUUUACGUUUAGUUCGGAGGAUGAAGAUCCGUUGUCACGGCUUGAGCGGUCCGUGGAAGAUGCUUUGAUUCCGUUCUUCAAAACCUAUUACAAGAAACAAACUACCCAAGACACACCACCCAACGGCAACGUCUCCAUCCCAUCAAUAUUCCUCGCAAAACGAGUCGCCCGGGCAUCAAUGGCCGCAAUAGUGACAACCGCCCUUCUAUUACCCAUGCUCGUAUGCAACUUCCUGCCAAGUCCCACUGCGCGAGUGGCUAUUACUGCGAUCUCAGUUAUGGUCUUGAUAUCGAUGAUGUCAGGGUUUACGAAAGCGAGAAGCAUUGAGGUGCUUGCUGCGAGUGCUAUUUAUGCUACUGUUAUGAUGGUGCUAAUUACGAAUGGGUCGUGAUGAGAUAUAUAUGGAUCUUGACGCCGUUUUCCCACUGGCGAUAUAACAAAUCCCCAGAGGACUCUAGCCAAGAUGAGCACUGAGACAUAAGGCGUCAGCACAGGGCACGUCUGGUCUCCUUGGCUCCGGCAUUUCCUCCGUUCAUUCUUUUCCUAGUUCAGCGCUGGCGCUUGUAUAGUCACAGGCUUGGGCCAUGUCAUUCCCUUAUACAUUAUUUUCCUUUGUUUUAUUUUGAUGUCAUAUCAUUACUACUGCUAUAAUACUACUACUGCAUAUCAAAAUCUCAAUCUGUCUCACACAAUAAGAAGAUGCUAUAUUACGGAAGCGAAUCACGUGUCAAUUUCGGGAUUGAAAACGACCCCCGAAGCGGGACCA